CCCAGAGGAGAUAGGAAAUUUAGGGAUCCAGGGAAUCACAGCCAAUCGGUCCCCCACUCCGCGUCCGGUGUUUUCGUUGGUUUCCCGAUCAGAGAUUACAGGAGAGAAAUCAGAUCAUGGGGAGCAUCAAAAGUCAGGACAGGUAGAAUCAGAGAUAAGAUCAGAGCAUCAGAGAGACUUCAGAGUAAAGGGAGGAGCCAGGGAGAGAUCGGGUCAAAAGUGGGGAUCAGGGAGAGACUAAAGGGGAGACUCGGGGAGAGAUCAGGGCAGGAGGCCUUUCGGGUUAAGAGAUCGCUAUAGGAAACGUUUGGGGAAUCCGACUCGAGAGGAUGCUUGUGGCUGCAGCCGCUGAGCGUAACAAGGACCCUAUUCUCCAGGUCCUACAGCAGUACGUAGACCCUGCCCAGUCCAACUUCCAGGUAUUGGAGGUGGCAUCAGGUUCAGGUCAGCAUGUGGCCCAUUUCUCGCAGGCUUUUCCCAAGGCGGUGUGGCAGCCCACAGAGGUGGACCAGCAGAGCCUCAACAGCAUUUCGGCUUUCAUCAAGAACUGGCAUCUUCAGAAUGUGAGGCCACCACUGUUCCUAGACGCUUCCUGCAGCUGGGAAAACUGGGGAGGGAUCCAGGCUAGGUCUUUGGACCUGGUACUCUGUAUUAAUAUGAUUCACAUCAGCGCCAUGAGCUGCACGGAGGGGCUGUUCAAAGGGGCGGGACAGCUGUUGAAACCUAAUGGUUUGCUGAUCACCUAUGGGGCUUAUGCUAUCAAUGGGAAGAUCACACCACAGAGCAAUGUGGACUUCGACAUCAGCCUCAGACGCAGGAACCCAGCCUGGGGGCUCCGGGACAUAUUCCUUUUGCAGCAGCUCGCUGAAGCCAGUGGCCUCUACCUGGAGAAGAUGAUUGACAUGCCAGCCAACAACAAAUGCCUGAUUUUCCGAAAACAGUGACUUGUUGAUCCCGACCGUCAUCCCUCACAACCCUUGGGAGGAUCCUAGUUUUUGCCAGUGUGCCUGCUUGGCAUGUUUAGGGAGGUUUCCUCAGCAUCCUGCCAUGAACUAGCAGAAUUGGGGCUGAAUGUCAAGCACUGGCAACUCACCCACAUCCUAGUGUCUACCAGCUCCUGGCUGGCCUCAUUCUUGUCCCCUGGGCCACCCCCCACGCCUCCCCGCAUGCUUUCCAAGACAUCCUCGUCUUCUCCCAUGCAUGGAGAAAGGCAAGAGUUUGAGCCUGGGGUGGGGCAAGGCUAUUCAGUGUUUCUCCUUGCCACCUUGAAUGAAAUCUACUUAUUUUGGUGGGUUCUGUCUCUGUCCUGAUACUUUGUAGGCUUUAGUUUUUCUGUUCAUAACCUGAGUGGGUUGGAAUAAAGGAUCUCAGCUCUAA
Molecule: messenger RNA, 1377 nt
Organism: Dromiciops gliroides (monito del monte)
Lineage: Eukaryota; Metazoa; Chordata; Mammalia; Microbiotheria; Microbiotheriidae
Gene: METTL26
Product: methyltransferase like 26
Exons: 6
Coding region: 330-944 (204 amino acids)
Source: RefSeq, a predicted model, not a curated record